Acanthosepion pharaonis is the source of this 1965-nucleotide messenger RNA. The record is from the annotation of a GenBank genome assembly. NCBI's taxonomy places the organism in Eukaryota, Metazoa, Mollusca, Cephalopoda, Sepiida, Sepiidae.
AUGAAUGAAAACAUAUUCGCGCAUUCUUUCUUUCUUUCUUUCUUUCUUUUCCCGUCAAAAUUAGUGACUUCAUUUUCAAUGGCCUAUUUUUCUUUUUUCCACUUGUUAGCAUUAUUUUAUCUAAUUGAUUUUCUUUAUCAUUCCUUAUCUUAUUUUCUCGCUUUCCACUUAGCUUUUUAUCUUUCUUCCAUCUUUUCUUCUUUCAACUUUCCAGUUUUCUCUCUUUCUUUCUUCCGUCUUUUCUUCUCUCUUUGUUUCCUCCGUCUUUUCUUCUCUCUUUGCUUCCUCCGUCUUUUCUUCUCUCUUUACUUCUUCCGUCUUUUCUUCUCUCUUCCCUUCUUCCGUCUUUUCUUCUCUCUUUACUUCUUCCGUCUUUUCUUCUCUCUUCCCUUCUUCCGUCUUUCUUCUCUCUUCCCUUCUUCCGUCUUUCUUCUCUCUUCCCUUCUUCCGUCUUUUCUUCUCUCUUUACUUCUUCCGUCUCUCCUUCUCUCUUCCCUUCUUCCGUCUCUCCUUCUCUCUUCCCUUCUUCCGUCUUUUCUUCUCUUCCCUUCUUCCGUCUUUUCUUCUCUCUUUCCUUCUUCCGUCUUUUCUUCUCUCUUCCCUUCUUCCGUCUUUUCUUUCUCUUCCCUUCUUCCGUCUUUUCUUCUCUCUUCCCUUCUUCCGUCUUUCUUCUCUCUUUCCUUCUUCCGUCUUUUCUUCUCUCUUUUCCUUCUUCCGUCUUUUUUCUUCUCUCUUCCCUUCUUCCGUCUUUUCUUUCUCUCUUCCUUCUUCCGUCUUUUCUUCUCUCUUCCCUUCUUCCGUCUUUUCUUCUCUCUUUACUUCUUCCGUCUUUUCUUCUCUCUUCCCUUCUUCCGUCUUUUCUUCUCUCUUCCCUUCUUCCGUCUUUUCUUCUCUCUUUCCUUCUUCCGUCUUUUCUUCUCUCUUCCCUUCUUCCGUCUUUUCUUCUCUCUUUCCUUCUUCCGUCUUUUCUUCUCUCUUCCCUUCUUCCGUCUUUUCUUCUCUCUUCCCUUCUUCCGUCUUUUCUUCUCUCUUUCCUUCUUCCGUCUUUUCUUCUCUCUUCCCUUCUUCCGUCUUUUCUUCUCUCUUUACUUCUUCCGUCUUUUCUUCUCUCUUCCCUUCUUUCGUCUUUUCUUCUCUCUUUACUUCUUCCGUCUUUUCUUCUCUCUUCCCUUCUUCCGUCUUUCUUCUCUCUUCCCUUCUUCCGUCUUUUCUUCUCUCUUCCCUUCUUCCGUCUUUUCUUCUCUCUUUCCUUCUUCCGUCUUUUCUUCUCUCUUCCCUUCUUCCGUCUUUUCUUCUCUCUUUCCUUCUUCCGUCUUUUCUUCUCUCUUUCCUUCUUCCGUCUUUUCUUCUCUCUUCCCUUCUUCCGUCUUUUCUUCUCUCUUUACUUCCUCCGUCUUUUCUUCUCUCUUUCCUUCUUCCGUCUUUUCUUCUCUCUUUCCUUCUUCCGUCUUUUCUUCUCUCUUCCCUUCUUGCGUCUUUUCUUCUCUCUUCCCUUCUUCCGUCUUUUCUUCUCUCUUUACUUCCUCCGUCUUUCUUCUCUCUUUGCUUCCACAGUCUUUUCUUCUUUCUUUCGUUCUUCUCCCCUUCUUUCUCCCUUUUUUUCAUCUCUCCCCCUUUCUCCCUUUUUUUCAUCUCUCCCCCUUUCUUCCGUUUUUCUUUCUCUCCUUUUUUUUUCCGUCUUUUCUUUCUCUCUUUCUAUCUUCUCUCUUUACUUCCUCCUUCAUGUCUUUUAUUUUUUUUCUCUAUCUUUCUUUGUUCUUUUUUCUUUCGUCUCCUUUCCUUCCUUUUCUGCCUUUCCUUGUCUUUCUAAUUUCUUCUGAUUCUGGCUUCUUUUCUAUCUCACUCACUCACUCUCUCUCUCUCUCUCUCCCUCUCUCUCUCUUUUUCUCUUUCCAUUAUUCUAAGCACUCUCUUUUCUUUCUGAUCUUUGUUCUUUCCUUUCUUUCAAGUGACCAUUUUGCCUAA